This is a messenger RNA of Musca domestica (house fly), 2812 nucleotides long. RefSeq lists its product as uncharacterized. Gene Ontology annotation, molecular function: phosphatase binding. NCBI's taxonomy places the organism in Eukaryota, Metazoa, Arthropoda, Insecta, Diptera, Muscidae. The transcript is spliced from 6 exons. Bases 144 to 2771 code for a protein of 875 amino acids. The record is from RefSeq and is a predicted model, not a curated record.
UAAACCAUAUUGCCAGUACGAGCCCUCUCCUACAAACAAAGAAUUGCCGCCAGAAAAUUUGCCUAAUAUAAAUUUGAAUUAUUUAAAAAAUAAUAAAAGAACAAUGAUGAAAAAAUGCAAGGCAAGUUCAAACCUACCACAAAAUGACGCACAUUAAACGAAAUAAAAUAACAUCUCACAAUAAGGAUACACGGUGGGAUCGUAUACGAAAGCGGCAUGGUAGUGGUAAUUCGGCUAAUCUUAAAUGCGAAACAGUUAAGCGUUUCAUAGAGAUCGACUAUGUGGGAAAGAAUCAACAAAACCUAAUGAAUGGAGCGAUUAAGCCUGAAAAUAAAUUGGAUCCUCUCUUGGUAAUGGAUUUAAGACAUGAAAUGUUCAAGCAAAUACCAAGAAAAUUACCCUUGGCUACGGUAGCUUUUUCGAAAAAUUUAGACAAAUGUAAAUCCCAUAAUGUCGUCGUGGAGGAGCGUUAUAUUGAAAAUCAAUUACAACAAUUUCGUCAACACUUACAAAAACAAAAUCAACGCAAUCGUCUUUGUGAAAAGAAAAUCAAUUCCUUGUUGAUCGAUAACCAAGGUAUAAUGGAUAGCUUGGAGACAUCACAGCGUCAUAUAGAGGAUUUCUAUAGUACGCCCAUUGAAGCAUUGCAGCAGGUAAAUGAUUUGUUCGUAAAUGAUUUUCAACUGGAAUUGAAAACAAUGGAAAGUGAAAUUGUUGUUCGUUCUGAAAACAUUCAGCUAGUGGAUCAAAAUCAAUCCAAAUUAGACAAUAAAGAAAUGGAAAAUGAUACUAAAGAGUUGGAACAACCAGUUGAUGAUAUUACAGCAAGAUUUCCCGAAAUCCUUUUGUUUGAUAAAAAUUACCAAGUUCUUUCAAAAAAUACUCGCGAGCGAACACCUAGUCCCCUUGCCAAUACAGACGAAGUUUUACAACCGCUGAAAGAGAAUCUGGAACAAAAUAAUGGCCUCCAUCUGCGCUGUGUACGAUUUGAUGAGGAUGUUAGCGUUUGCCAAUUUCAAAGAGAACAUUCAACUUGUUCCAAUACCAGUGAUGGUAUAGACUCCGUAAUAUCUGAACUAGCUGAGGAAGCUUUGAUGGAGCUACAACGGGAAGAAGAAAAUGAACAAUCCUUAAAUAUCUCAUCUACAUUGGAAGAUGGUACUCUACUUAAAAUCGAUUCUUUGGAUACAACAUUAUCAAUUAUGGGAUCCAACAGUUCCGCCGCAAAAACCAAUCCGAUUAGUAGACACUUAGUUGUUGAAGGAAAAAUACCAAACUUUAUUAAAAGACCAAGAGAUGAAAAUCCUAAAAAUAUUUUAUUUUCCAUAAGCUCUGGUUCUACGGAAGCACACAUGGAGGGGGAUGAUUUAUCUUCCAAUCAAGAACAAAAUAAAAUAAUUGAAGAAUUGUUUGAAAUAAAUGAUCACUCUCGAAUAACUGUAAUGCGCAGAUAUUUUCUUAAAUGGAUGCAUUUUACCCAUGUCGAGAAAAUCGAAAGGGAACAUGUUGAUGGACAUGCUGAUCGUGUAAGAAAAAUUAACAUAUUUUUGGAUAAAAUACGUAUGGAGAAAAGUCGUCGCAAAAAAUGUGAAAAGCUACAACAAGCCGGGGGAGAAGAUAGCGAGUUUACCUCUUCGAUAGCGCCCACAAAACAUAAUACCGUUGAAAACUUGAAAAUAAAUAAGAAAUAUCAAAAUAAAAUUAAAGUCCAACAGGACAUCAUCGAUUUGCAGCGUCUGAAAUUGGAACGUCAGGAACGAAUUAUUAUGGAACUCAAAUUAAGCAAAUUAUCGGAGGAAGCUAGAGAAGCCCGGAUGGAAUUGAAAACAGAAUUGAAAUCCGUUAUACGUUCGGGAGAUGCAAAAUCGAAGGCUAAAGCCAAAUGUCUGCAAUUGAUUGGCAAUCUCCGCGAUAAGGAAGACGAACGUUUAGCCAAUUUACAAUGUAAAGCUAUGCUGAUGCCCAAAUUUUUGCAAAGUAUGCAAGAAAGGGCACUAGAGCGAAGUAUAAAGCAUGAGCAGGCACGGCAACGCAGAUUGCAAAAAGAAGCCGAAAGAGAGGCACAGAAAAUGGCUCUGGAGGAAGCUAAGCGCCAAGAAGAUGAAGAAGCCAAGCGUUUGCGCAUCGAGGCCCUUAAGGAAAAAAGACGUCUAGAGAAGAUGGCUAAAAUCAUUAAAGAACGUGAGCGACAACGUUACAUAGAAAAUCAAAAAAAAGCUCACGAUUUCUAUAGACGCUUGCUUUUGAAACGCAUCGGCAUGGAGGGUUUUAAACGUUUGAUACAACGUAAGAGGGAUAAUAUACGAAAAUGCGAAGACUUGCGACAUUCUCUUUAUAAGAGAACCUAUUUUCAAGCUUGGUUUAGUAUCUACCGCAUUCUUAAAGCUCGUCGUUGUCAAAAGGCUGACGAUUUUUAUGAACAACUUUUGAAGAGAAAAUAUCUUCACUUUUGGCAAUUCUAUGCCGAACAGGAGCGAAGCAAAUAUCAUGUAGCCGUAGAUUAUCACGAAUUGAAAUUGACCGAAUCAAUGUUUGGCAAAUGGUUUGCUUACACUAAACGCAUGAAAAUGAUUGAAGAAACCAAAAUGAGACAGGCCACAAUGCAUCAUGAAUGGCAUUUGAAAUGGAAAGUAUUAGACUGUUGGCAACGUUUACCACAAAUAUUGCAGCUGGAGAAGGAAACCGAAGAAAGGAGACAACGUUGGCGUAUGAAAAUCUGGGAAUUACUUCCAGAUUAUACACCUAAUAGAGAUGAAUUGAAUUUUAUUUGAAAUGAUUUUAUCUAAAACAACUAAUAAAUUAUUUAUCAAGA